AUGCGCAAUUUAAAUCUGGGUAUUGACUUGGUCGCUGGCGGCAAGAGCAAGAAGACGAAGAGAACUGCUCCCAAGUCUGAUGAUAUAUAUCUCAAGCUCCUUGUCAAGCUUUACCGCUUUCUGGUAAGAAGGACUGGCAGCAAAUUCAAUGCGGUGAUCUUGAAGCGGCUAUUUAUGAGCAAAACCAACAAGCCUCCUUUAUCUCUUUCUAGAUUGAUUCAAUUCAUGAAGGGCAAGGAGGAUAAGAUUGCUGUGGUAGUCGGGGCUGUCACCGAUGACAUUCGUGUGUAUGAAGUUCCUGCGCUGAAGGUUACUGCGUUAAGGUUCACUGAAACGGCCAGGGCAAGGAUUGAGAAAGCUGGUGGGGAAUGUUUAACUUUUGACCAACUUGCUCUUCGAGCACCUCUUGGACAGAACACGGUUCUCCUCCGAGGUCCAAAGAAUGCUCGUGAGGCAGUGAAGCACUUCGGACCAGCUCCUGGCGUGCCACACAGCCACACCAAGCCCUAUGUGCGGGCAAAGGGAAGGAAAUUUGAGAGGGCUAGAGGAAGAAGGAACAGCAAAGGCUUCAGGGUUUGA
Messenger RNA from Gossypium arboreum, 579 nucleotides. RefSeq names its product 60S ribosomal protein L18-2. The record is from RefSeq and is a predicted model, not a curated record. Gene Ontology annotation, cellular component: cytosolic large ribosomal subunit; ribosome. Gene Ontology annotation, biological process: translation. The coding region runs from base 1 to 579 and encodes 192 amino acids. The transcript is spliced from 5 exons. NCBI's taxonomy places the organism in Eukaryota, Viridiplantae, Streptophyta, Magnoliopsida, Malvales, Malvaceae. Gene Ontology annotation, molecular function: structural constituent of ribosome; RNA binding.